AUCCCUCGUGUCGCUACUUACCUCGCUCCACGUUUCCCCUUUCAAUGGCCGUCUUCAUCUCCAUCUCCACCUCCACCUCCAUCGUCAUCCACCUCAACUACACAGUCAAUAUCCUUCAUUCCUAUUUCAAGAAAUCAAAAACCCAUUUCAUACAAACAAAACCCAUCUCAUUUUCCAAAAAAAGUUCAAUCUUUCUGCCACACAAUGAGGCUCUACGUGUACGUAUUAGAGGGUAGGGAUUGGGUCGUUCAAGACUCUUUUGUAAAACUCAGAGUUGGAAAAUUCAAAUCAAGAACAAGGGUUUUAAAGAACACAAAAAACCCUAUUUGGAACGAAGAGUUUGCAUUCAGAGUUCAUUCUUUAGACGAUGAUGAACUCAUUGUAUCUGUUUAUCAUCGCGAUGAUGAAUCUAUUGGUUUCUUUCACAAUGGUUCUAGGGAUUUGGUGGGUCGGGUUCGGAUCCCUUUGUGGUCCGUUGCUGCUGAAGAGAGUCAUCAUUUGCCACCGACUUGGUUUUCUAUUGAAACUCACAAAUCCCGUAAAUCAAUCAAGAAAGAAUGUGGGAAGAUUCUUCUUGCACUUUCACUUCAUGGGAGAGGCCACGACAUAUCAAACGUUCAUCAAUUCUCCUUACAACCGAUCAUCACCAAUGGCAGUGGCGACGAACACGAUGGCAGACAAACCCCGACACACGAAUCCAACACCUCAAAAUCACCAAAAAAGAUGAUGAAAGCCAUUGCAGGCCGAUUCGAGAAGCUUUUCAGUAAACAUGACGAAUCCUCCAUUAAAUACGAUUCAUCAGAUUUACCCACAACUUCAUCCGACAACGGUGAGUCAACAGAAGAAUCCACCUUCACUACAACCUUCGAAGAAUCAAUGGAAACCAUGGAAUCAGCAGACGAAGGAAGGGAAACUCCUGAAAAUCUACAUGGAGGUGUUCUAAUCGAUGAAACAUACGUCAUACCUCCAAAAGAUCUAAACCAUCUACUCUUUGCUCCCGAUUCACAAUUCCGGAAAGAUUUAGCAACGUCACAGGGUACAACAGAUGUUCACGAGUCCCCAUGGACAUGGGAAUCCGAUAAAAUGUCGUCUUUGACCCGAACAGUUACUUACACAAAAGCUGCAACAAGAUUGGUCAAAGCUAACAGAGUUACAGAAGAACAAAAUUACAUUAAAGCAAAUGGGAAAGAAUUUUGCGUUCUUGUAAAAGUAAAUACACCUGAUGUUCCAUACGGGAGUACCUUUCGAAUUGAAUUACUGUAUAAAAUAACACAAGGGCCCCACCUCGAAGGAGAUGAAACCUCAAGGAUUAUAAUUUCUUGGGGGAUUACUUUUCAUCAAAGCACAAUGAUGAAAGGUAUGAUUGAAGGUGGUGCUAAGCAAGGAUUGAAGGAGAGUUUUGACCAAUUUGCAGGAUUGCUUGGUCAAAGAGUCAAACCCGUGAAUCAGUUGACUGUAUUAGACAAAGAUCAAACGCUGGAGGCUUUGCGGAAUGAUCACCAAUCCGAUUGGGAAUUGGCGGUGGGGUAUUUUUGUAAUUUCACCGUGUUUUCUACUGUUUUCAUGGUUAUUUAUGCUUUUAUGCAUAUUGUACUAUGUGAGCCGAAUCGGAUUCAAGGUUUAGAGUUUAAUGGGCUUCAAUUGCCUGAUAGUUUUGGUGAAUUUGUUACGUGUGGAGUAAUUUUCUUCAACUUGGAGCGCGUUUAUAUCAUGGUUUCCCGAUUUGUUCAAGCUAGACUGAGUAGAGGAAACGAUCAUGGCGUCAAAGCUCAAGGUGAAGGAUGGGUGCUUACAGUAGCACUCAUCGAGGGAAACAAGUUGGCUCCAUUGGAUUGUUCGGGUUUUUCGGAUCCUUUUGUAGUGUUGACAUGCAAUGGGAAGACAAGAACAAGUUCUGUCAAGCUUCAAACUCUCGAUCCACAAUGGAAUGAAAUACUCGAGUUUGAUGCUGCUGAAGAACCCCCGUCGUUAUUGGAUGUUGAAGUUUUUGACUUCGAUGGUCCUUUUGGUCAACCGACUUCACUUGGGCAUGCGGAGAUUAGAUUCUUGAGACAUACGUCUGAAGAAUUGGCGGACAUGUGGGUCCCACUCGAGGGAAAACUUGCUCAGUCUUUUCAGUCGAAGUUGCAUUUAAGGAUUUUUUUGGAUAAUAAUAAUGGAGUUGAAACAAUCAAGGAGUAUUUGACCAAAGUCGAGAAAGAAGCAGGGAAAAAGAUAAACGUGAAGUCACCUCAUAGGAAUUCGACAUUCCAGAAGCUUUUUAGCUUGCCACCAGAGGAAUUUCUUAUUAGUGAUUUCUCAUGCUCUCUGAAAAGAAAAUUACCCCUUCAGGGUCGACUCUUUGUAUCUUCAAGAAUUAUCGGGUUUUAUGCCAAUUUAUUCGGACACAAAACAAGGUUUUCAUUCCUUUGGGAAGAUGUUGAAGACAUUCAUGUGCUUCCACCAUCAUUGGCAUCAGUUGGGAGCCCAAUACUUGUUAUGGUUCUGCAUAAAGGUCGAGGUGUAGAUGCUAGACAUGGUGCAAAGUCUCAAGAUGAAGAGGGCAGGCUCCAUUUUUGCUUCCAUUCUUUCGUGUCGUUUCAUUCUGCAAACAGGACAAUUAUGGCAUUGUGGAAAACAAGAUCUAUGAAUUCGGAUCAGAAAGCGGAUACCUUUGAGGAUCAAGAUGGACAUGAGAAAACUGGUUGGGAACAACAUGAACAAGACGAGAAGUGUUUAUAUGAAGAUGUUACUUCCCAUUUGGUGGUUGAAGAUGAAAAAAUGACCAAGAUUUACUCAAAAGAACUUCCUUUUAGUGUGGAGUCAGUGAUGGAGUUUUUUAAAGGGGGAAACUUGGAGCACAAAGUGAUGGAAAAAUUGUCGUGUUUGAAUUACAAUACAACGAAUUGGGAACCUGUAACCACUGAUUCCAAUGUUUUUGAGCGACGUUUAUGCUACAAGUUCAAUAGAAGGGUGUCGAGUUUUGGAGGUGAUGUCACGUGCACGCAACAAAAGUCACCCAUUACCACUGAUCAUGGGAAAGGGUGGAUUGUAGCCGAGGCGAUGUCUCUACAUGAUGUGCCAUUUGGCGACCACUUUUAUGUUCAGGUUAAGUACGAGGUUAGGGAUGGUAGACCGGGAUGGUGCACAUGUGAUGUUUAUGUUGGGGUUGUGUGGCUCAAAAGUUGCAAAUUUGAGGAGCGAAUAACUCGGAAUAUAAUUGUCAAGUUUGGUGAUCGGGUACUUGAGAUGUUCGAAUUGGUUGAAAGAGAAAUGUUGUUGGCAAUUGAUGGCUUUGGUUUAUAAUGUUGUUUUUAUAAAGAUGCAUAAAUGAUGUUUUUUUUUUUUUUUU
This is a messenger RNA of Lactuca sativa (garden lettuce), 3331 nucleotides long. RefSeq names its product C2 calcium/lipid-binding and GRAM domain containing protein. The record is from RefSeq and is a predicted model, not a curated record. Lineage: Eukaryota; Viridiplantae; Streptophyta; Magnoliopsida; Asterales; Asteraceae.